Molecule: messenger RNA, 3541 nt
Organism: Panonychus citri (citrus red mite)
Lineage: Eukaryota; Metazoa; Arthropoda; Arachnida; Trombidiformes; Tetranychidae
Product: regulator of chromosome condensation-like
Exons: 6
Coding region: 143-2806 (887 amino acids)
Cellular component (GO): cytoplasm
Molecular function (GO): guanyl-nucleotide exchange factor activity
Source: RefSeq, a predicted model, not a curated record
AUAUUAUCGCCCAUCAUAGCAAACACGUUGAGAGGUUUUGAUGGUCAUUUUUAAUGAUUUUAUUGGUUAUUGUUUAUUUUAAUUAUUACCUUAAGUGUUAAUUUCUUUAUAAUUCCAACAACAUCAUUCAAAUCUCUUUGUGAUGCCUAAAACAAAUGCUACAGAGAUUAAAACAAAGGAAACCAGAGGCAGAAAAGCUGCGACCAAAGCCUCAUCUCCUCCACCAACUGAACGACCCACCAGAGCUACAAGAUCCAGCACCAGAGUAACCAGGAAAAGUGUCAUUGAAGAGGUACCCGAGGAAAAACCAAGUAAGCCUGAAGUUAAAGCUACUCGCGGUCGAAGAGGUAGACCAGUUGCAUCAAAACAAACAGAAAACUCAGAAUCAGAAACCGAAAAACAACCUGAACCACCAAAAAGAGGCUCUCGUAGAAAAGCCCCUGAGCCUGUCAUUGAAAAGCCUGCUAAAGAAACAAAGGCUGAAAAAGCUAAGCCGGUAAAGCCCGCUACUGCGACUGCUGUUACAAUUGAAGCCACAACCACUACUACUAAUGCUACUAACUCUACAAAUACAACCACAACUACUACUACCACUGGUAGAACAACUAGAGGCCGAGGUACAAAACGUUCUGCUGCUGCUAUUACCGCCGCUGUUGUUGAUCAAUCAGAUGAAGAAGAAGCUCCAAAACCAAAAAGAGCCACACGCGCUCGCACAACUUCAACUCCUAAAGAAAAACCUGCCUCGAAACCUGCACGCGCCGGAACCCGAACAAGUACCAGAGGAAGGAAAAAAGAAGCUACGCCUGAACCCGAGCCUGAAACUGCUCCAGUAGUCGAAGAAAAAGAGUCAGAACAAGUUCCAGAUGAACCGAAAGAAGAACCGGUGAAAAGUCAACCAGCUCUUGAUAAGAUUGAAGAAGAAACCGAUUCUAUGGUCGCAAGUGAAAAGACAACUCGAGAACCUGAAAUUUUACCCACUGUAGUCGAUGUGAUCGAAGGGAUCAAGGAACAAGUCGAACGGACAAUUGAAGAAAUUAAGGAAGCGGAAUUGAAUGAUACAGUUGCUGAUACUGUUGAAGAGAAAGAGAGUGCUGCAGAUGAUGCAUCUAGUGUUGCCGAAACACGUGAUAGCUUAGAUGUAAAUUUGGAUAAUAAUUCAAUUCGAGAUAUACCCGAUGACGAUUUGAAGUCAAUCGAUGAAAAGUCUAACGAUGAUAAGUCCAGUGACAAAUCUGUCGAUGAAAAACCUUCAGAUGAAAACUUAGCCAAUGAUAUUAGUGAUACCGAGAAUGAAAAGACAAGAGAAAUUAUUGAAGCUUCUAAAGAAGAUCAAAUUGUCCCAAAUGCUUCCGUAGAAAAUGGAGAAAUCUGCAAAUCUUCUGGAGACACGAAAGACAUUUCUAAUAAAAGUAUGAACGACACUGAGGAUGAUAUUGGCCUUGAUGAAACAUUACCAAUGGAAACAUUGAAUGACAAAAAUGGAGAUAUUACUAAAAGAAAAACUGACGACCUGGAUGAAGACGAAGAAACCGAUGAUAAAGUAACAAUUGCCAAACAGAAGCAAAUGAAAAGAGCGAGAACACAUUUACUGGACAUACCCGAUAUUCCCAGUUUUUCUGGAAAAGUGAUGACUUUCGGUGACGAUGUGUGUGGCGAACUUGGCCUGAAAGAAAUUGGGGUCAAUAAAAAGCGACCUGUUUUCGUGAAAGAUGUCGAUGAACCAGUGGUUUUCAUCGCAUCCGGAGGUAUGCAUAAUGUUUGUUUAACAUCAAACGGUCAAAUAUACACUUGGGGCUGUAAUGAUGAAGGCGCCCUUGGGAGGAAGACUGAAGAUGUCGAUGAUCGAGAUUUGUCCGCUGAACCCGCUAAAGUGCCUUUACCUUAUAAGAUCGUGAAAGUGAGUGCUGGUGACUCGCAUUCGGCCGCUCUUACAUCAACCGGUUCUAUUUACAUUUGGGGCAAUUUCAAGGACUCAAACGGAAAAAUCGGACUAACAUGUGAUUCUAAAGAAGGGCAAAUAGAACCCGUUCAAAUUGAGAUUUCUAAUACAACUUUUGUGGACUUAGCCUCUGGAAAUGAUCAUCUUUUAUUACUAACCGAUACUGGAGAAAUUUAUUCCCUUGGAGUCGGGGAACAGGGACAAUUGGGUAGAAUAUCAGCUGAUGAAAUGAAAGAAAUCAAAGAGAAAAAAGAACUUUUCCUCAACCCUUCACUCGUUAAAUUUGAUGAAAGUACAACAUUCGAUCGAAUCUGGGCUGGACAAUAUUCAUCCUAUGCUAGAACAAAAAGUGGAGAUAUUUUCGCUUGGGGAUUAAACAAUUAUUCCCAACUAGGAAUCCCUCAAUCAACCCUUCAAAAUGAUGAUAAAUUAGACUUAACGGUUCCUUUCCCCACGCCCGUUCCUUCAUUCAAAAAAUGUGAUGGUCUCGUUGAACAAAUUUGUUCUGGUCAGCACUUUAUGUUAGCAAGAGAUUCCAAAGGUAAAGUUUACUCUUGUGGUCGACAUGAAUAUGGCCGAUUAGGACAUGGGCUACUAAAAAACUCAUAUGAAGAGCCUAAACUAAUUGAAAGCUUUGACAAAGAGUUGAUUAAACAUAUCGCCGUGGGCUCAGUUACUUCAUUUGCCGUCUCUGAAAAAGGUGAUCUUUAUGCUUGGGGAAUGGAAGGAAAUGCAUUAGGAUUAGGAAAUACUGAUGCUUGGACUCCAACUCAAGUGAUAGCUAAGAAUUUGGAAACUCACAAAGUUAUCUGGGUGGCCGCUGGUUCCCAACACACUGCCAUCAUUGUCCAACCUAAGAAUGAAUAAUCUAAUCAACUCUUUAAUUUGAGAAAAUAAGUUUAAAGUUACAUCUUGGCUAACUUAAGUCUCACCAUCAAUCAUGACUCUGAGUUAAAGGCCAAACCAAUGAGCUUCAUUUAAACAACCAUGUUAACCAACAUGCACAUUAAAUCAUUACAUGAAUUUAUUCAAAUACACUUACAAACACAAGCACCACCCGACAUCUUCAUUGGAUCAACAUAUUAAACAUCUCAUGAAAUUCACCUUCCUUUUUCCUUUUCCUCUUUUCUAUCCCUUCUCAUCUAUUUAUAGGAGGAUUUUUGGUCAGCAGUAUCUUUUCAUUUGAUACAUUAUAUCGCAAACACCAUAGCAUCAUAAUUAUCAAACGAUUAAAAUCAGAAUCAUUUAAUCAACUCUCAAAUCACCAAAAAUUACGAACGUAUCUUUAAUAAUCCUCUCGAUGUUUUUCAUGAUUGAUUGUUUUCUCAUCCUUUCCUUAUUUCAAUCUAUUCUUUUUCAUACCAAAUCAAACACAAAUCACAUUUAAUUGUCAACUUUUUGUUCCAAUUCUCUUACAUCUUAAAUGAAUAUAUCUUCAUAUAUUCAUAGAAUCUUUAAAUAAUUCAUUCCGAUUUAGCCCUUUAAACAGUUGAUUUGAUCGCAAACUAAACAAUUUAUAUUCAUUAUUGAUGGCCAGAGAAUGAGAAGAAUAAGUUUCAUUGAAAUGGAAACUAAUAUACUAAUAAUAUUUGAUUACUUUAA